UGCCUCGUCCGCGUUUUAAAGAGCAGCCAUAAGCUGAUAGUAGCAGAGAGUUGAAAGAUAAAAAAAUGGCAGCGAGAAUAAACCAGUCGCUCUUAACCCCUUUAUAUUCUAUUACUAGAAGGUCAAGAACAAAUACCCAUGUCCAGACUCGUAUUAGUUUCCCUCCAAAUCUCUUCCUUUCUUCUUCUAAAUCAAGAAAGGCUGCGUUUUGCACUUAUAGUAUUAGCAAUGACAAUCGUAAAAACGACGAAGCAGGGACAGCUGAAACAUUUGUCCUCACAACUCCGCUUUAUUACGUGAAUGCCCCUCCUCAUAUGGGUAGUGCCUAUACCACCAUCGCUGCUGAUGCCAUAGCUCGAUUUCAGAGACUUUUAGGGAAGAAAGUUAUAUUUGUUACUGGCACUGAUGAGCAUGGAGAGAAGAUUGCUACUGCUGCAGCUGCCUGUGGCGCUAGCCCAAGUGAGCACUGUGAUGUCAUAUCACAAGCUUACAAGACACUUUGGAAAGAUUUAGAAAUUGCUUAUGACAAAUUUAUUCGGACAACUGAUCCCAAGCAUGAAGCAAUUGUCAAGGAAUUUUAUUCUAGAGUUCUUGCCAAUGGGGAUAUUUAUCGCGCUGACUAUGAGGGACUAUACUGUGUCAACUGUGAGGAGUAUAAGGAUGAGAAGGAUCUGCUUGAUAACAAGUGUUGUCCCGUGCACCUAAAGCCAUGCAUUCAGCGGAAAGAGGAUAAUUAUUUCUUUGCCUUGUCAAAGUACCAAAAGCUAUUAGAAGAAACAUUGACAGAGUGUCCAAAUUUUGUGCAGCCUUCAUUCCGUUUGAAUGAGGUGCAAAGCUGGAUUAGAAGUGGCUUGAAAGAUUUUUCAAUUUCCCGAGCAUCAGUGGAUUGGGGCAUUCCAGUUCCUAAUGACAAUAAGCAGACCAUAUAUGUUUGGUUCGAUGCAUUACUAGGCUACAUAUCAGCUCUAUCGGAGGACAACAAACAACCUAAUUUACAAAGUGCUGUUUCUUCUGGUUGGCCUGCUUCACUACAUUUGAUUGGGAAGGAUAUUUUACGUUUCCAUGCAGUUUAUUGGCCAGCUAUGCUAAUGUCUGCUGGUCUAGGUCUUCCUAAGAUGGUGUUUGGACAUGGAUUCUUGACAAAGGAUGGCCUGAAGAUGGGAAAGUCAUUGGGGAAUACACUUGAACCAAAUGAGUUGAUUGAGAAAUUUGGGCCUGAUGCAGUCAGGUACUUUUUCCUCAGAGAGGUGGAGUUUGGCAGUGAUGGGGACUACUCAGAAGAGCGUUUUGUUAACAUUGUCAAUGCACACCUUGCCAAUACUAUUGGAAACCUUCUUAACCGCACUCUUGGACUUCUUAAAAAGAAUUGUCAAUCAACUUUGGUGGUUGAUGCAGCUAUUGCAGCUGAAGGAAAUGCAUUCAAGGACAAUGUUGAAAAGUUGGUUGAAAAGGCUCGGAUUCAUUAUGAAAAUCUCUCUUUGUCAUUGGCUUGUGAGGCUGUUCUUGAGAUUGGUAAUGCUGGAAAUGGCUACAUGGAUGAACGCACUCCAUGGUCUCUUUUUAAGAAAGGGGGUGCUGCUUCUGAAGCUGCUGCAAAGGAUCUGGUGAUUAUAUUGGAAGCAAUGAGAAUUAUAGCGAUUGCUUUAUCCCCUGUUGCGCCAAGUUUAUCCUGGAGAAUUUAUGCACAGCUUGGCUACUCACAGGACCAUUUCAACAGUAUAACAUGGAGUGAGACCAAGUGGGGAGGGCUGAAGGGUGGUCAGGUCAUGGCUCAACCUAAACCAGUCUUUGCAAGGAUUGAGAACAAAACAGAAACAGAAGAUGGUGAAGCAACAAGUAAGAAGUCUGUGAAAAACAAGGAAAAAAAACCUCGAGCUCAAGUUGUUGCAGAAGCUUAGAAAUCCCUUUUGGAAUAAACUUUUCCUUCCCUAUAUCCACACCCCUUUUUAACCUCCUUGUACCUUCAUUAUAAAAUUUUUCUUCUCAUUGAGAAACAGGUAAAUAAUUUGAAAUUUAUAGCUCAAUUAACUGCUUUAUAAUCCAAACAUUCCUUGGAAUUCAUACUGCUGCACCAAUGAGCAGCUUUGGGGCUUUGAUUGUGAUACUGAGACCGUUGGUAGAAUCGCUAUGUACUCCUUCAAUUGAA
This is a messenger RNA of Jatropha curcas, 2146 nucleotides long. RefSeq names its product methionyl-tRNA synthetase / methionine-tRNA ligase / MetRS (cpMetRS) (gene OVA1). Gene Ontology annotation, molecular function: methionine-tRNA ligase activity; ATP binding. NCBI's taxonomy places the organism in Eukaryota, Viridiplantae, Streptophyta, Magnoliopsida, Malpighiales, Euphorbiaceae. Gene Ontology annotation, cellular component: mitochondrion; chloroplast stroma. Gene Ontology annotation, biological process: methionyl-tRNA aminoacylation. The record is from RefSeq and is a predicted model, not a curated record.